Molecule: messenger RNA, 906 nt
Organism: Bemisia tabaci
Lineage: Eukaryota; Metazoa; Arthropoda; Insecta; Hemiptera; Aleyrodidae
Product: cytochrome c oxidase subunit 4 isoform 1, mitochondrial
Biological process (GO): mitochondrial electron transport, cytochrome c to oxygen
Cellular component (GO): respiratory chain complex IV
Source: RefSeq, a predicted model, not a curated record
UCUAUCUGAAACCGACGCACCGAUCAUCCUUGCCGUUAGUCAUCAUCUAACAACAACACCAGUUAUCAGCUGAAAAGUGACCCCUGGCUAUUAUUGCACUAAAGUGGCCAGGAUGGCAGGACGUGCAAUGAUUUCUCUUUCUGCUGCUCGUUCACUGUUGAAACCGCAAAACUCGAGCGUUUUAGCAUCGAGAUUUGGCCACGAAGGUCCUGCUUUCUUAGUCUACGACUUUAAGAAAGGGAGGGAGGUUGUCGGUUUUGGUGUCAACGGUGAAGAAUGUUAUGCUGAUCAUCCCAUCUUUCCUUACCCUGCUAUCAGAUACAAGAGGAUUGAAGGACCUCUCAUCGCCUUAAAAGAAAAGGAAAAAGGCGACUGGAAACUGUUGUCUAAGGAUGAAGUGAAAACCCUGUACAGAGCCAGUUUCGGUCAAACUUUUGUUGAAAUGGAAAAUCAAAAUACUGGCCGGUGGAGGCAAAUUGUAUCGCAAGUACUGUUUGGAUGCUCACUUUCAUUGUUCAUCUUCUGGCUCAUGGAUCAAUACAUUCCCCGAGAAUUACCAGAGACCUUAUCUCUAGAACACAGACAGAAAAUGCUGAAAGCUAUGAUUGAUGCAAGAAUGGAAGGAAUCACCGGUAUCUCUUCCAAAUGGGAUUAUGAAAAGAAUGACUGGAAAAAGUAAAUCAUUUUGAACCUUUUUCAACCGUGUAAUAGUCAUUUAGUUGCUGAAAAUUUACUCUAAGAAGAUUCAAGUGAUCCUUUGCACGGGAGCUCUUUAAAACUGUUAAAACAGUAACUAUUUGUAAUUCAUCCUAGCUUACAAAACCGAAUUGGCUCUUUCUGUGGUUAUUGUUUACUUACAAGUGUGUUAUUUCAUUGUAUAUUAAAAAUGUUUUCUGAAUUAAUCUA